Molecule: messenger RNA, 1293 nt
Organism: Ectocarpus sp. CCAP 1310/34
Lineage: Eukaryota; Phaeophyceae; Ectocarpales; Ectocarpaceae
Source: the annotation of a GenBank genome assembly
AUGAUGAUGAUGAUCAAGCGCAUCAUGAUCUUGGGCGCUUGGGCCUUUGUCGCGUGCUGCCCGAUCGCGAACUCCUUCGUCUACCGUUUUUCGCCGAUGCAACACACGUUCAACACCAACUCAAUGUUGGGCAGGAAACAGAGGGGCGAGGUCGGCAAGACCAUCGGUGUACCCUCAGGCAAGACCAUUGACGGGGCUGGUGUUGGGCGCAGCAGCGGCGCGGUCGCCAUCGAGGAGAAGUUGCGCAUCCCGCGGGUUCCUUCGGCGCUGGACCCCGAGGGGAUUACCCGCAGGGUGGACUCUCCGCUCCACAUCUUGGGGAAAGGGGGGGAUGGGGAGGAUGAAGCAAUGGAAGAUGGCGAUGAAGACGCCCCCACACCGCUGCUGCUGCCCAUCAAGGUGCCGCGGCCGCCUGUGCUGCUGCUGGCUGCCACUACUAAGACAAUAUUUCUUCACUACAACUUAGAAGUCCAGUACCAGCAGACUCCGGUGUCGUUGACGCGAAAGAGCGGGGAAACGGUGCUUGGCCGAUGCGCCACUCCAAGCUCCUCUCCCUUGUUUUUCGUCGUAGACAUAGGAGUCCGGUGCUGCACGCCUGUGUCGAGGAAAACUGUUACAACGUAGUCAGGCACAGUUUACCAUAGGUGCGACUGCGGCAACUAGCAGCCUUCCGUAGACAUAAUACAGAAAGAAGAGAUGGUACUCAGCAGAGAACAUGAGCACAAAGUUGUAGAGGAGAUAUGUUGGCAGGCGAGACUGUAGUUGUUUUAUUGUUCCGAACCCCGAAAUUCCGGUACUCGGGCCAUUACUCCGGAGACCCUCGGAACCUGCUGUGUUUUUGCUGCUUGUUUUUUGUUUUUGUUUUGUUGUUGAGAUGAGACACAAGCGCGCCUUCGCCCCUUGUGCUCACUCUCAUCUAGCACCCAUCAAAGCCUGACCAGGGAGUCAGUUGAUAAGAACAUCUAUCUGCAUUUCUCUUUCCAAAGCUCGCUCGGGCCUACCGAUUUCACAGCAGUGUAGACCAACCUCUGUGAUAGAGCGGUGACAGCAGUGUAACCUCUGUGGUAGACUACAAAGUCUACGAGCUACAGCGGCACCGCCACCUCCGCUGCUGCAAGACGCCACAUUCUGUGAGGUUAUGAGCCUCGCUUUACGCGAACACUAGGAGCUGCGGACGUCACGACGGAGGUCAAGACAUCCUACUACUGCUGUGGACUACAACAUCCGUCUGUGGACUUCGAGCGGAAAUCUGGAUUCGGAGAUUUGGGAGAUCAUCAACGGUCAGCGGAAACG